AUGUUCGGUCUUGUGGUGCCGAUCGCGAUUGUCACGACGCUAGCUAUGUUGUGUAUCGACCGUCUUGGAUACGGCGAGUGGACUUUCGUGCCGUUCAACUUUUUCAAGUUCAACGUUCUAGAGGGUAAAGACAAGUUGUACGGCGAGCACCCAUGGAGUUGGUAUUUCUCGCAGGGCUAUCCGGCCAUUGUGGGCACCACGCUACCAAUUGCUAUCGCUGGAUAUCUCACUGUGCCGCCUUCGAAGAAAGACUUGGGCCGUGUGAUUUUGUGGGCGCUCUUCGUGUACAGCAAUGCUGCUCACAAAGAGUUUCGCUUCGUUCUACCUCUUCUCCCACCGGCUAUUGUGUAUUCUGGGUACUGCCUGCGCAAUCUCGAGCGCAAGCUGUACGUACAAUUUCGCGACAGAACACAGUGGAACUUGCUUCGACUCGCAGUAUUUUCAGUCAUCUUGCCGAAUGUGCUCACUGCCUACUACCUGUCACGAAGCCAUCAGCGUGCCCCCGUUGAGGUAAUGGACUAUCUGGCCGAUCGUAUCCAAGAAAACCCGGAGGCUUCGAUCCACUUUUGGACUCCUUGCCACGCUACGCCGUACUACAGUUAUCUGCAUCAAAACGUAUCGAUGUGGUUCCCAGACUGCUCACCAGCCAACCGUGAGCGAACCGACGGCUGCGAGUCGCACCAACUUGAGCGUGAUCCUCGGCGUUUCCUCACGAACCUCUACCAUUUGGAUGGUGUUGUUAGGGACUCUAUAUCCAUGGAACUCCCGACCUACGUCGUGACGUACUCCACCAUUGCUGCCAAGAUCAGACCGCUGCUAGCUAACACGCACUUUGUCGAGGCAGCCUCGUUCUUCCACAGCGACGUUAGUGGCGAUGCGGAUUCGUCCGAGGUCGUGUCGAAGAUGCUGGUGUACAAGCGCGAGUAG
Molecule: messenger RNA, 927 nt
Organism: Phytophthora nicotianae INRA-310
Lineage: Eukaryota; Oomycota; Peronosporomycetes; Peronosporales; Peronosporaceae
Exons: 6
Coding region: 1-927 (308 amino acids)
Biological process (GO): GPI anchor biosynthetic process
Cellular component (GO): endoplasmic reticulum membrane
Molecular function (GO): alpha-1,2-mannosyltransferase activity
Source: RefSeq, a predicted model, not a curated record